UUGCGCGUCCUCUCGGGUUUUCAAGAAAUGGAGGCUGAAGAUGCAGAUUAUUGGCUCCGACACGAUUACAUCACUUAAUUGCUGGCAAGAAUAACAGAAUGUUUUAAUUAAUCUUAAUGUUUCCAUUAAAGGAACAUACUACAAUUAAUACAGGUUAUAUUUUAUCUGCUCCCUCCUCGCCUCCCGUUAUCUUUACGUGUAAAGGAACUAUCUGCUCAUCCAAAGCGGGUUCUUCUGGACUUUUUGCUUGCUUACAAGAAGCAGUUUUGCUGCGGCUUCACCUUUAUUUUUUGGAAAACUGAUUUUUUUUUAGGAAUGAGAUCUGGAACAGCGAGGGAUGUUUGGACCUUAUUUUGGGGUCCUGUGCUGUUUCUUUCCACCAUCUGUCUGUGGUCUGCGCAUGGGGAAGUUUGUGGCCCUCACAUUGAUAUCCGCAAUGACAUCAGUGAGUUCAAGAAGCUGGAGAACUGCACGGUGGUGGAAGGCUACCUUCAGAUCCUCCUCAUUGGAGACAAGAACAACAACCUCAACCAGGAGCACUUUCGCACCCUGUCCUUCCCCAAGUUGACCAUGGUCACCGACUACCUUCUCCUGUUUCGAGUCUCUGGCCUGGAUAGCUUAAGCACGCUCUUCCCCAACCUCAAUGUCAUCCAAGGACGCAACCUGUUCUACAACUACGCCCUGGUCAUCUUUGAAAUGACCAGCCUGAAAGAUAUCGGCCUCUACAACUUGAGGAACAUCACCAGAGGCGCUAUCCGAAUCGAAAAGAACCCGGAGCUGUGCUACUUGGAGUCAGUGGACUGGUCACUUAUUAUGAAUGCAGAGUUUAACAAUUACAUCGCUGGGAACAAGCCAGCCAAAGAAUGCGGUGAUGUUUGUCCAGGUAUCAUGGAUGAUAGAACACAGUGCAUUAGGACCAGCUUCAAUGACAACUACAGCCACCGCUGCUGGACCUCGAACCACUGCCAGAAUGUGUGUCCAAAGAAGUGCGAGAAAAGGGCGUGCACAAAUAAGUCUCACCCCAAGUGCUGUCACCCCCAGUGUCUGGGCAGCUGCACUGAACCAGACAAUGAUAAGGCAUGUGCCGCCUGCCAGCAUUACUUUCACGAGGACCGCUGCGUUGAGGCCUGCCCGCCGGGCACGUUCAAGUUUGAAGGUUGGCGCUGCAUCACCAUGGACAUGUGUGCCCGUGUUCACCUACCUAGUGAGGUCGACUUUGUCAUCCACAAUGGGGAGUGUAUGCCGGACUGCCCACCCGGAUUCACCCGAAAUGACACUCAGAGUAUGUUUUGUAGCGCAUGUGACGGACUGUGCGAUAAAGUCUGCGAAUCUAAAACAAUUGACUCGGUGGAUGCUGCUCAGUCCCUACAGGGCUGCACAGUCAUCAAAGGAAACCUGCAAAUCAACAUCCGGCGGGGCACUAACAUUGCAUCAGAGCUGGAGAGUUUCAUGGGCCUGAUCCAGACAGUGACUGGAUAUGUAAAGAUCAAACACUCUCACACUCUGGGCUCGCUGUCCUUCCUCAAGAGCCUGCGAUACAUUCAUGGAGAAGAGCUCAUGGAGCAGUUGUAUGCAUUCUCUGCAGUGGACAACCAGAACUUGCAGUAUCUGUGGGACUGGAGUCAGCACAAUCUGACCAUUAGAGAUGGAAAAUUGUUCUUCCGUUUCAAUCCCAAGCUUUGUAUGUCUGAGAUCCAGAAAAUGUGGGAGAAGACUGGUGUUGAGGAAAAGAUGGAAGAGGACGAUGCUCGUAGCAAUGGAGAACGAGCAAGUUGUGAGAGUUAUAUUCUAAAGUUCAAAUCCAACCACACUCAGAGUACUCGGAUAAAGCUCACUUGGGAGCGAUAUCGACCGCCUGACUACAGAGACCUCAUCAGCUUCAUCGUGUAUUACAAGGAGGCACCAUUCCAGAACAUCACAGAAUUCGAUGGACAAGAUGGAUGUGGCUCUAAUAGCUGGAACAUGGUGGAUGUAGACCUUCCUCAGGACAAAUUGGCAGACCCAGGGGUAUUGCUGUCCCCACUUAAACCCUGGACACAAUAUGCCAUCUUUGUGAAAGCUGUCACCCUUGUUGUAGAGGACAAACACAUUCUGGGGGCUAAGAGUGAGGUGGUCUAUAUCCGCACUAAUGCAUCAGCGCCGUCAAUGCCCCUCGAUGCCCGCGCAUAUGCCAACUCCUCUUCAUCCCUGAUGGUGAAGUGGUCUCCUCCCAUAUCUCCCAAUGGGAACAAAACCCUCUACUUGCUCCGUUGGCAGCAGCAGGCAGAAGACCGUGAACUUUACCAGCAUAACUACUGCUCUAAAGAGCUAAAAAUUCCCAUCCGCAUCUCAGCCACGGCUUUGUCGGACAUGGAGGGCGAAACAAAGCCAACCAAAUCAGAUGUUGGCGGGGGUGAGAAGGGCUGCUGCCCAUGCCCAAAAACCAAGGAGGCCCUAAAGGCGGAAGCUGAAGACCGAUCUUACCGAAAAGUCUUUGAGAACUUCCUGCACAACUCCAUCUUUACACCCAGACCUCCUGACAGGAAGCGGCGAGACCUGUUUGGAGUGGCCAAUGGCACACUGCUGCAGAGUGCAAGCAGGAACAGCACAGGAGCGGAGAGUAACAUCACUGACCCCAAGCUGCAUGAGAAAGAGUACCCUUUCUCCGAGGACAGAGUCUAUACAGAGUUCAUGGAGGUAUCCAACCUGCAGCCCUUCACAGUGUACCGCAUCGACAUCCACGCGUGUAACCACGAGAUCCACCGCUGCAGUGCCGCAGCUUUUGUGUUCUCCAGAACCAAACCAGCAGACAAAGCGGAUGAUAUUCCCGGGACUGUAACUCAGGAGAGGGAUGAGAGGGGAGAAGGAACAGUGCUGCUGCGGUGGCCUGAACCUCAUCACCCUAACGGACUGAUCCUCAUGUAUGAGAUCAAAUAUCGCCUGGGAACUGAGCCCGAGAAGCAUGAGUGUGUAUCACGGCAGCAGUACAGAGUGCUGCGAGGAGCACAGCUUAGCAAUUUGCCCUCUGGAAAUUAUUCUGCCCGGGUCAGAGCCACAUCUUUGGCUGGGAAUGGGUCUUGGACUGAACCAGUGUCCUUCUAUGUGCCACCCCCUAAAAGAAAUUAUGAUAAUGCCUUCAUGCUGGCCAUCAUCAUUCCUGUAAUAGUGCUACUGUUGCUCACUGCAUUGAUCUCCGCUGUCGUCUUUGUCACCAAAAAGAGGAAUAAUGACAGGUUAGGAAAUGGUGUGCUAUAUGCUUCGGUAAACCCCGAAUACUUCAGUCCUUUUGAAAUGUAUGUGCCAGAUGAAUGGGAAGUGGCUCGGGAGAAAAUCACUAUGUGUCGUGAGCUGGGUCAGGGCUCCUUUGGUAUGGUGUACGAGGGCAUCGCAAAGGGCGUCGUCAAAGAUGAACCGGAGACCAGAGUGGCCAUCAAGACCGUAAAUGAAUCCGCCAGUAUGCGUGAACGCAUCGAGUUCUUGAACGAAGCUUCAGUUAUGAAGGAGUUCAACUGUCACCAUGUGGUGCGACUUUUGGGUGUGGUUUCACAAGGCCAGCCCACUCUAGUUAUCAUGGAGCUGAUGACACGGGGCGAUCUGAAGAGCUACUUGCGUUCUCUCCGUUCCAAAGAGCAGGGCUCUAGCAGCCAGUCUUUGCCUCCGCUGAAGAAGAUGAUUCAGAUGGCCGGUGAGAUAGCGGACGGGAUGGCAUACCUCAAUGCCAACAAGUUUGUCCAUCGGGACCUGGCUGCCAGAAACUGCAUGGUUGCUGAGGACUUCACAGUUAAAAUCGGAGACUUUGGCAUGACAAGAGACAUCUACGAGACUGAUUACUAUCGUAAAGGAGGCAAAGGGCUGCUGCCAGUGCGCUGGAUGUCACCAGAGUCUUUGAAAGAUGGAGUGUUCACAACAAAUUCUGAUGUCUGGUCGUUCGGCGUGGUUUUAUGGGAGAUUGCCACUUUAGCAGAGCAGCCAUACCAGGGCAUGUCCAACGAGCAGGUACUGCGGUUCGUCAUGGAGGGAGGACUUCUGGAUAAACCGGACAACUGUCCCGACAUGCUGUUUGAAUUGAUGCGGAUGUGCUGGCAGUACAACCCUAAGAUGCGACCGUCUUUUCUAGAGAUCAUCAACAGCUUAAAAGAAGAACUGGAGCCGCCUUUCCGGGAGGUUAGCUUUUUCUACAGUGAGGAGAACAAGCCACCCGACACUGAGGAACUGGACAUGGAGGUGGAGAACAUGGAGAACGUUCCACUGGAACCUGCUUCUAUGUUGGCCCCCUCCUCUCAGGGGAGCACAGGGGCUCAGACCCAUAGUCCACAGCCACUCUCCCCAGCUCAGGGGCCAGGGACGCCGAUGGGGUCUGCCCCGACCCCCUCCACCUCACCGCCCUCCUCAGCCUCUCCGGGCCUGGUCUUAGACAAGCACACAGGACAGGUAGCAGCAAACGGGCCAGUGGUGUUGCUGGGGCCGUCGUUCGACGAGACGCAGCCCUACGCGCACAUGAACGGAGGGAGGAAGAACGAGCGAGCGCUGCCACUGCCUCAAUCAUCGGCCUGCUGAUCAUGCCUGCUCAGUCUCCCUCUACCCCUCACACAGGGUACCCACAAUUCCCUCGCACUUUUGUGUCUCUAUGUGGUAUUUUUCUUUCGUUCUCGAGGAGUCAAACCCCAGGGCUGACCUUGGAGGCGAUAACCAGUUGGACUGUGUCCUAUCUGGAUGUCUGAGGAUCGUUUUGUUGUAUGACGGAGGAUGUUUAGUGUGCCUGGUGACUACAAGCCUACAAAAACUCUUGCAAUACUUAAGAUUUCAGAACAAACCACCACACUAGAGAGCCCUGGCUUUCACUUGUGUGAAAAAACAACUUGUUUUAAUGUUUCUAAAGGAAGAAGACCUGCCAGUUCAUUGUGAAACAAGAGAGACAAGCAUAUUAGCCAGCAAGCCCAGCCCGGGAACACUUUCGGGGUGCAUACGAGUGUGUUUUUAGACAAAACAAAAUACACAUUCCCCUCCUCAGCGCAAGUACUUUUCUUCAACUAAAACUGUCUUUGUCAUCACAUUUCUUUUUCAAGAUGCGGCAGAAACUUUCUUCGCUGCGACUGCUUGUUUUCAAUCAGUGAUUGGUCACAUUCGUGGUUGAUCCACCCUUCUACUUAAACCAUCUCGAGUGUGUUUGUGAGAGAGUGAAAUGGGAUUUUUUGAAACUGCCAAAUUUUUGCCAAAUCAAAUGUUCUUUUUUAUAAAAAAAAAAAAAAAAAGUUAUUUAUCAUUACCUGACCCCCUAUUCACAGCAGAUUUUUUCGAGGUCGCACUUUAAAGUAGCGCAAUCUAGAGACUAAACUAUGGGGGAUUUCUGGACCUCAUCUUUUAUAAUCAGCUUGAGUUUGUAAAUCUUUCCCCUUUCCUCCUUUUAUAUGGCUCUCAUCUCCAACUAUUGCAUGGCAGUUCCUGCUGCACCCACCAUCUGUGAGCUGAGCCUCUGUGAGAGCGAUCUCUCCAGUCGAAAGAAAAGAUUGCAGUGCUGAUCACGAGAUCGGUGCGCUGCAGAGAGGUGAUAUGAAUUAUAAGGGAUUGGCUCGAUCAUGAAGCAAACUGGAAAACAGGGGCUUCAUUUGUUUCAACAUCUGUUUUGAGAGAUGAGCGAGGCAUUGUACACAGCAGGUAUUUUUUGGGAUUAGUCAUGAGUCUCUCUGUACAAUUCCUGCGACUCUAAGGGUCUUACAGUUCUAUGUUAGACCACAAGAUCAUUUACAAACAAAUCAUUGGUUUAAGUCACUUUUGAUAACUUUUUUACGGUUUUGAUGUUCACCUCUGUGUCUGUACAUAAAGAAGCUGCUAUUUUUUUUUCUUUUGUGGGUGUUUUUUAUAUAUACAUAUAUUUUUAUAUAUAUAAAUAUAUAUGUAUAUAUAAAAAAAAAAAACAUAUAUGUAUAUAUAAGAAAUUCUUCAGGUUUAAUAUUUUAUGAUAUCUCCACUACAGUCCAUUUUCUUAUGCUUUAUACUCUUCUUGCAAAAAAAGAAAAAAAAGUACAAAAAAGAGAGUAGCAAUUUAUUUUUAUUUUCUCCCUAAGGGGUUGUCUUCAUUGCUACAUGUCCAUUGCCUUGUGUUUUUUAACUCAUUAUUAUUAUUAUUAUUAUUAUUAUUAUUAGUUAAAAGAAACUCUAGCUCUGCAUGUGAUCUUUAGGCACCCUUGAUACAGUUGUCUAGCAUUGCUCACGAGGUGCAGCUCAAUCUCAGGUUAAUGUUAUGGUUUGGUUUUUUCAGUCAUUCUCAUCAUAGCUGAUUCCACCUCAGCUUUUUAGGUUGCCGGUCUCUGCUUACAGUGUAGUAAGCCAUUUAGUAUGUCAGUGUCCGUGCUCAUGUCUCCUGCCAGGCGUCAUCAAAGAAGGUUUCAUUUACAUUUCUUUACCCUCCUAGACUAUUUUUGUAACCCAUCCAUGUAACUGAAUAGUAUCUUCCACGGCUUAAUUUGUCUCGCAUGCCCCAACCAGCCUGUAAUACCUCCAAACAAAAUACAUUCAUAAUCUCUGCUUUGGCGUCACGCGCAACCCACGUCUACUUUAUAAAUCCAUACAAUGUGCACUAACCUUCCUGAUGAAAUUCGCCAUCUGUAACCAAAUAAGAACGGGUUCAAAUUCAGAAAAGUGAUCGGUUUACUCAAAGAAUGUGAAAUAGAACAGUAGGGUUCCCUGGCUAGUUUUAAUUUGAAGGAUUUCUCCAUGUGCAUUCGGGAACGUUACCCAGAACUUAUUUAUCCUGUCUUACAAGGUUAUUUUGUUUGGGGGGGGGGGGGGUAUAUUUUGGGUUCUGUUAUUACAGAAAUCACUGUACAAAUGCUCUUGUGAUUUAGUAUAAAGUCUGAAUUCGAGAUGCAUUUUGCAUGAUGUCAUGACUGGGGGACUUUCUUAUUUCAUUUCCUUCAGCAUCUAUCUACCUCAUUCUCUUUUAUUUUUAAUGUGUCAGUGAUGAAAUGAUAAAGUAAAUCACACUUUUUUUUCCUGUAGAGGACACUUUAUCAUCCUCUGUCUUGUCUCUGAUUUAAAAGAACAAAAACAAAAGAUCUUUAAGCACCACAGAGCCCAAUCUUCCAGGAAUGGAGAGAGGAAGUCAUGGUGUGAGCUAACAUGCCUAUGGGAUUCCUAAUGGUGUGUCUCUUGCAUCCCUUAUCACAUGCCCAGCAACACAAAAAUCCCACAGCUUUCAAUCAUGCUGCAAAACUUUUUGAAUAAUAAUAUUAAAAAUACCUAAUUCACCAGAUGGUUUAAUCACGAUGGACCAUAGAGAAACAUAGUUUCUAUCAGUGUAUUCUUUUUUUAUUUAAUAUUCUUCUUCAGUGAUAUCCUCUUAUCCACCAUAUAAAUCAAAUAAACUGUUCAUAAAGGUUUAGGAAAGCAUAUCUUAAGUAAAGGGGACAUAUGCUAGCAAAUAAAUUAUCCUCACAUCGAGUUACUUGCUAUGCAAGUUAAACUUCAAUGGUAAUUUUCAAUCAUCUUUUGAAAAAUAAAAACAGUUGCAGUAAGAAAAGUGUCACGUGAAGUAUAAUUCAUGCAAUUAACAUCACACUGUUAUUAUAAAGUACAGUUGAGGCAUAGAGGAUGGGAUAUAGAACAAGAAAAACUGUUCAGGAUAUUGUUUCCAUUAAAUUCCAUUAGCUUACAUGAUCUUGUUCAGUAAGAAUUCAUCUGCAGAAUUGACAGAUCAUGGCACUGGACAUCCUGUUUCCCAGCAUGCCCUUCUCAGACACACUGUGCUUUUGCACAAAAAUGUUGUUCUUUUACUUUUUUCAAUAGCCUAUAAUUGAAGGCGACAUUAAUGCACACUGAUAACUACACCUAGUUUAUAAAUAACCAUUUUUAAUACAAUGGAAUCAUCCUUCUCUUUUUCUUCAGUCUGCUUUAAUACCGUUCGGUCGAAGCAUCUAACAAUUUCAUAACACUAUCUUACAACAAACCAGUGGAUUUUUUACUUUCUCAUAAACCUACCUGGAAAAACAUUCCAGCCGAUGUGUUUGCCCAGAUGCACUCCACAUAUCUAGUGAGUACCAUGUAUAAAGGGCCAAUUGUUGUCACCGUAUUCAUCAACAUCAUUCUCCAUAGAGAGAAAGGGCUGUCGUUUUGCCUCUCUUUUCUACUGCUGCUGACAACAUGCUGCUUAACGGAGACUACAAAUAGUCUUGCCAAUAGCAUUGGGUAGGUGGAGGAUCUAACCAACAUUAUUUCUUUCUCCAAACAACUGCUGAAAACAGAUGGGUCAGACGAUUAAAAUGCAAAGUGGAUUCGGAGAAAGUCACGGUCUUACAGCCCCUGGUCAUUCUGUUUCAUGGCACUUAAAAUGGUUUUUAUCUUUAAUAUUUUGGAUCUUCUGAACUCCAGGGGUUGGAAAUGAGGGCACUUAGUAGGAAGAGACCUGGUCGGGAUGUUGAGAGGCGCAUUGUUAGUAAAGAAUAUUAUUCUCUGUGGUACAAAGAUGAUCAAAACAACCAUUCUAUAAAAGCCCUUGUGCUUGUAUUGUUGCUUAUGUAUAUGGGUGGGAUUGUAUCACAUGUAGAUGUAGUGAUUAAGAUUUUGAUGUGUUUAUAAUGGGAAAAUGAUAGAUAUCACUAUUUAUUUCUGUUUCUUUUUUUCUUUCUGUAAUGAAUAUGGACAAAAGCAUUGGCUUGUUGCAAAGUGAAUGUCAGUUUUCAUUGAAUGCUGCCAAGGUUACUUUAGUUACCAGUAGAUUACAGAUCUACAGAAACACACAUAUACACAGACACAAAUAGGACAGCGAUGUCCAGUAGAUUACGGGUAGUCAUGACACAGAGAGAGAACAUGACUAGAAUUUAAAAUUAAAACGAGACUAGUUUACAGUAGAAAUAGCUUAUGUUGCAAAUGCAAGUUCUCUGCAAACCUGAAGGUAGAUUGACUGAACAUGUUUUUUUUCCCUCAACUAUCAUAAGAACUAUUAUUAUUUUAUUAUAUUUCUUCAUAAUGCUAAACCUCAGGUUUAGAAAAGAUGCAUGUAUGCAUUUUAAUUGCAAUAAUGAGCUUGAGGUUUCACAGACAUCAUUUCCCAGGCACUGUUGUUUUUGCUUGGCAUUCCCACAAAUUUCAAAAGGGGCCUUGAUCUACUGUACUGAAAAGAGUUAAAUAACACUUCUUAUUUUCCUUUCACAAAGAAAAAAGGAGGAAAAAUAGAAAUCUCUGUGUCGUUGCAUUGAUUGGUAGAAACUGAUGGUGAAACAGCUUGGUUGGUACUCUCGUCUUCUUGUAAGUUAUGUAUCUAAGGCCUCCUGUUUUUCAGUUUUCUUCUCACCUUCAGUUGAGACGGUAGACUUUUUACAUGCCAUUGGCUUAAUGUAUAUCUGAAGAGUUUUCAUGUAUUUUCUUUUUUUCUUAAAUUUUGAAUUAAAAAAAGAAUGAGUCUGAA
Carassius gibelio (silver crucian carp) is the source of this 9382-nucleotide messenger RNA. RefSeq names its product insulin-like growth factor 1 receptor. Bases 316 to 4536 code for a protein of 1406 amino acids. Gene Ontology annotation, molecular function: insulin receptor substrate binding; insulin receptor activity; ATP binding. The record is from RefSeq and is a predicted model, not a curated record. Lineage: Eukaryota; Metazoa; Chordata; Actinopteri; Cypriniformes; Cyprinidae. The transcript is spliced from 21 exons. Gene Ontology annotation, biological process: positive regulation of kinase activity; multicellular organism development; insulin-like growth factor receptor signaling pathway. Gene Ontology annotation, cellular component: insulin receptor complex; membrane; axon.